Messenger RNA from Helicoverpa zea (corn earworm), 3164 nucleotides. RefSeq lists its product as uncharacterized. NCBI's taxonomy places the organism in Eukaryota, Metazoa, Arthropoda, Insecta, Lepidoptera, Noctuidae. The record is from RefSeq and is a predicted model, not a curated record. The coding region runs from base 310 to 621 and encodes 103 amino acids. The transcript has 3 exons.
CGGCGUCAGUACCUCCGCUGCCCUCGACGCUGCCGCACGCACCUCGCUCCUCUCGAUCCCUCCCAGAGGGCUGCACAAAUAAUGACUGACACCACCCCCGAAACGCGGCUCCCCAAAUAAGUGAAGGGCGACAACCCUCCGUACGAAAGUUAUGGCCGGAAAACGCGCGCUAUUCCCGACUGACGUGUUAAAAUCCGAUAAUUUAUAGUGAUUUUAUUUGUUUGAGUUUUGUGAAACGGACUUUUGAAGGAUUGCAACAGUUGACGGGUACUGGUAAAAUAGACAUAAAGAAAAAAUAUUCUGUUCAAAAUGAUUCAGGAUAACGAAAAUUCUGCUUUGAAUGAGCAAAUUGCCGCUUUCAAGAGCGACCCGGAGAAACUUCGGGAGGCCACUGAGUUUGUGGACCAACUCAUACAGCAAGCAAAGAAAGAAGCUGAACUUAAACAAAAAGAGAAAGACAGAAGUAAAUUCGAAUCACAAGAUGCAGGUAAUCUGAAGAGGCGAUUGGGCCGAGCGCGAGGCUUCGUGCUGCGGAUGUUUGACGCUCUAUGCAACUGCACCCAGACCGCUGCAGCCGCUGCCCGCACUACGGCCCGAAAUAACCCUUUUACUAAGCGCUAAGCCGAUCACAUGGCACUUUGAACUUGUAGGUCAGACUUCUGUGGGCUUAGUACGAAUUACUUGAGAGGUACGGUAGCUAUUUUUUUGGAUAGUCCUAUACCUCGAUGACUUGCUUUCAGGUAUGGAUGGAAAAUGCAGACAGCAAUAUUUUCCAGCGUAUAAUUUUCAUCUUUUUGGAAAGGAAUAGAGUAGACUAAAAAGUUAACGUACCUACCACAAUACCUUCAUUAAAUAAAUAUUCGUACUAGGCCCUUUGUCUCAAACUUUCGUUAUUUGAUAUCGAGUUUAAAGGUUUGGGUUUGUAUUACAAAGAUUAGAGGUUUAUUGAUUUUUCUUUGCUUUUCUUUGUAUUUAAUUGGAUCCGUGGUAUUCUUUGAAGUUCAGUUCAUUAUGUUUACUUUGGCGGGUUCUUACAACUUUUUAAGAGGCGAGGUAAGGGGCAUGCCUCGGGCUAUGACAAUAUUUGGCCCCAAAGAAACCAUUCUAAUUAUGUUUCUUAAGUUGAUCACAAAACAUUUUCAAGAGACCAAGCCCUUUUAUUACAAAGGAAAAGAAUAAUCACAAAGCUCAAAGAUUUUAAUUAAAAUUAUACUUUCAGGGUUUCUUUCUCACUGUCAAUGGAAUUUACCGAAAGACCCCAAAAGGUAAAUUAAUAAAAACCACUCGAACUUUGUAGAUUUACUUAUAGUAAUAGUAGUGUCAAUAAGUGUUAUUAAUCAAAUAUCAUAGUAUUUAACGUGAUUAUUCGUUUGGUUAUUUUGACAGAAAUAAUCAACAUAUCUUCGACACUGAACCUAGUAUCCAAUGUGACUGUGUAGUUGGUUACCAAACAUGUUAACCCAGUUCAUAAUUAUGUAGAAAUAAAAAAAGUACGUUUUACUUAAGUAUAAUAUCUUCUCUGAGAAUUAAUGAAGUUCAAUGUUCCCGUAAAAACAAAGACCAAGGAAUGUUGAAGUUAAACCGAUCAACUGUCCAGACUUCAAACUUUCUAGCUUACGUAGGUAUUCCUAAAACGGACGACCCUUCAUACUUGGUGCCCUAGGCAAAUGCCCUUUCGACCUUCGUAUCAGGUCGACGGCCGACACAACAGCUAAGAAUUCAUACCCAUUCGAUAUCAAUUUGCAAGCCCGAUUUGCGAAUUAGACAAAAAGUAUUCUAGUAACUUCUAUCCAUAUAAUGUUCACAAUGUAGAAUGACUAUUCUUUUCUUAAAUGGGUGAAUCCAGGAUUACAUUUGAUGACUAUUGUCAAAGGAUUUGCUAACAUUUGGCAAAGUUCUUCGCCGUAUCAACUGUGAUGUAAGAGCUCAUAUUAAGGGAAGGUUUUGCAAGUCCUGGCGUAUCCCACACUGUCCCGUUAUAAACCUUAGUCUUCCUAUUUAGUGUCCCUAAAACGGUGUAACAUGGUGUUAUGUGAUCGGUGUGAUUACGCUUAUAGUUCAUAAGGUGUAUUUUAGUAAUAAAAUUAAAAUAUCUGGACAUUACGCUGUUGGUAUAUUGAAUUGCGAAGGCGCGUGGAAUUGCAUGAUUGAAAAACGACCUACCUACUUUAAAAUUUUCUCUCUAAAGUUUAUGGUAAUGGUGGUAACGGAAAAUUAAUUAAUUGGGAGUGUGGUAAGUAUACUGACUGCACUGUGUAACUGAUGCCUAUUCACUUACAAACGUUCUAUACCCGCAGAACUUAGGGUCAAGCAACUUGAAUGGCCCUAAAAUGAAUUGCUGCCUGUCCUUUCAAAAACUAUGUUAGAAUGAAAAUACUUGAGUAUUAAUUAUAAUAAUAGUGUUUGAGUAAGUAUGCCGCGCCUUCGUAAUUUCUACGUAUUGUAUGUAUUUACUCACCUUUGUACGAUACACAUAUAUUUUGUGUAGACAUUAUCUAUAAUUAUUUUUUUCAUAGAAACUUCACUUUACACUUCGAUUAAAUUAUAAAUUUGUAAAAAAAAGUAUUUUUACCAGCAACACCUGUGUACCUAUAUGUAACUUUUAUAAUUAUCUACGUAUUGUAAUAAAUAAAAAUCAUUUAUAUACCAAAUAUUUUAUACUAUCUACUACUUACAAUGUAAUUUUAUACUCUACUGGGAAUUGGUUACUGUACGUUAAUCUCGAUUUUAAGUUUUAAUAAUUUUGCUGUUAAUUAUUGACGCACAAAACAGCACAAUUUAAUAUGGAAGAUUAGUAUUAUUUUAAAAGAGCUAUUUCAUAAUUCAAAUUUAAUUUAAAACUGCAGUAGUUUUAAGAUUUUUUUAAAUAAAACUUCAAACUAUUAUGAUUGUCGGACUUGAGAGAGAAAAAGUAUUUCAUAGAACGACCUUAAUGGGAUACAGUGUGUAAAAAUAUGUCUUUUAUAAAAAGAUAACAUAAUAUAUAAAAGUUAGUAUAUAUUUUCAUUGUAAAAGUUUCAGUAGUUGAAUGUUCACAAGUAAAUUACUAAGUGUUUAUAAGAUAAAUGUUCAAUGUGAUAUCCUGCCUGUAAUACCUUUACUUCCGGUGUGAUUCUACAGAAAAAAAUAACUUCUUCUAAAAUAUAAACUGAUUUUAUAAAUAA